AUGAACGGGUUUCUGCUCCUGCUGGCUGCAGGCCUCUACCUGUGCUCGCAGUGCCAGGUGAACGCUGAAUCGCGGUUGAGUCGGAGCGUCAUCGAACGAGCGGUGAUGGCAGCAAAAGCCAACGUGGACUCGGCUUACACCUACUCCAGACGAGAGAGCCUCGACCGCGUCCGGAGGAACGCGCUGAAUCCCGCACACGUCCUGCGGUUGCUGAAGCAGCCUGCGGGGGUGAGCCGCACCGCCGUGCGUGCUGCCGACUACAUGGACAACGCAGUGAUCCUGAUCAAGAGGUCUUUGGAGAGACGUCAGAAACGCUCCGUCAACGCUACAGAUCUGCUCUCGGAGGAGGAUCUGCAGCUCAUUACUGAACUGACAGGCUGCUCUGCACAACAUCGUGCCCCUUCCUGCUCGACGGUGCUCUCCAUAGACACGUUUCGCACCGCAAGCGGCGUCUGCAACAACGAGCAGAACACCCGAUGGGGAGCCUCGAACACACCCUUCACCCGCUGGCUCCCUGCCGAGUACCAGGAUAACAUCGCGCAGGCUAUUGGCUGGGACCCCGAGAGGAAAAUCAACGGACAUGUUCUUCCCCUGGUAAGAGAAGUGUCCAACAAAAUUCUGAGGACAGCAAACUCUGAUGUGGAGAACGACCCGCUCUACACUCACCUGGUCACCAUCUUUGGCCAGUGGACGGACCACGACCUGUCCUUCACUCCUCACUCUCCCGUCAUUCGCUCCUUCAGCAGCGGCAUUGACUGUGACAAGAGCUGCGAUCGCACAGAGCCCUGCUUCCCCAUUGAGAUUCCCAGGCAAGACCCUCGCUUUGGUAGAAACUCAGAGGAGUGCAUCCCCUUCUUCCGCUCAGCACCAAGUUGCGGUUCUGGCAACACUGGCCACCUCUUCGGUGCAGCCACUGUCCGCCAGCAGAUGAACACGCUCACAGCUUUCAUAGAUGCGGGCCAGGUGUACGGGUCAGAUGAGGCCAAAGCUCGCUCACUCCGGGACCUCUCCUCUGAUAAGGGACUGUUGAGGGUCAACACAGAGUUCACUGACAAUGGCCGCGAGCUGCUGCCCUUCAGCGAAAUGAGUACCAACAUGUGCGCCACACGAGCUCGCAUCACUAAUGACAAGAGCGCCAAGGAGGUGCCCUGCUUCGUCGCUGGUGACGAGCGAACCAACGAGAACAUUGCUCUGACCUCUCUGCACACACUGGGGCUGCGUGAACACAACCGUCUGGCUCGCGCUCUCGGCAAACUCAACCCUCACUGGAACGGAGAGAGAAUCUACCAGGAGGCGCGCAAGAUCAUGGGAGCAUACUUCCAGGUUAUCACUUUCAGAGACUAUUUGCUCCACAUUGUUGGUCCGGACGUCCUUGCCAAGCAACUUGGCGCCUACCCUGGUUAUGAUGACGAGGUGGACCCAAGGAUCUCCAAUGUGUUCGCCACUGCUGCCUACCGCUUUGCCCAUCUAAUGGUUCAGCCUUUCAUUUUUCGUCUUGAUGAGCAGUACAAGGAACACCAGAAGUUCCCCAGCCCAUUGCUGAGCAAAGCCUUCUUCGCACCGUGGAGAGUCGUCUUUGAAGGUGGUUUGGACCCAAUCGUGAGGGGGCUCAUCGGCAGACCGGCCAAGCUGAACACGCAGGAGCACAUGAUGACUGAUGAGCUGAGAGAAAGGCUGUUCAGAUUCACCGCUGAGCUGGCGCUGGAUCUGGGCGCCCUCAACAUGCAGAGAGGCCGAGACCAUGGACUCCCUGGCUACAACAAAUGGCGCAAAUUCUGCGGGCUGUCAGAACCACGAAACCUGAAGCAGCUGGCUGAAGUGAUGAACAACACGGAUCUGGCCAAGAAUCUUCUGGAUCUCUAUGGGACUCCUGACAACAUCGACGUGUGGUUGGCAGGAGUUGCGGAGCCGUUUGUCCCUGGAGGAAGAGUUGGUCCCCUGUUUGCCUGCCUGAUCGCCACCCAGUUCCAGAGGAUCCGCCAAGGAGACCGACUUUGGUGGGAGAAGGAGGGAGUCUUCACUGAGGCCCAGAGAAGGUCCCUGAAGGAAACAUCACUUGCCCGGAUUGUUUGUGACAACACUGGCGUCACUGAGGUGCCCGCGAGACCCUUCCAGUACCGGCCUCGGGGCUCCGGUUACACCCAGUGCAAGGACAUUUCUCCCUUUGACCUCAGCCCAUGGAAGGAUGAUGGUAGAGUCGGCCGUUCUGUCCCUCCCAGCAGCACACCCAAAGUAGCCUUCUCCAUGCGCCUGGGCAACAAUUUCCCCCCGGCCGGCAAGCCCAUUCCCUUCCGUGUUGUCAUCUACAAUGACCAGAACAGCUACGACCUCAAGAAGGGGCUUUUUACCUGCGAGCAUCCAGGUGUGUAUGAGUUCCACUUCAACUGCGCCAUCAACGACAAAGACGCCAGUGUGGAUCUGAUGCGUAACGGCGAGCUGGUUGUGCACUCGUUCACCAGCUCGCAGAAGACAGGCCACAUCACAGCCAGCGGCACCGCCAUCAUCAAGCUUGCGAAGGGUGACGAGGUCUUCCUGGUGGCCAAACACGGAGCCAACGGGCUGCUGAGUGACAGCUACUUCUCAGGGCAUCUGGUGUUCACAGAGUAAAGGACUGUCCUCCACACUGCUGCUAACCCCCAACACCGAAACUAAAAAAAGGUCGACCCCCUUCUUUAAUACUAUACGCACCCCUUAAAUGCUGUCAAUUGGAUGAGAUAAUCCCACUUUUUGGUGCCAUUUACUGCACUGAACAAGCAGUAAAGGCCCUGCACAGAGGCGUCCAGGUGGAAGGUGAGAGCCAAGAAAACUAACUCGAGCUCUCACUGAGGAAAAAAAAAAAAAACAAACCUUUAAAAUGGGCAUUUUUUUUUAGUAGUGAAAACCUGUUGUAGCUGUGUUUACUGAAGGAAAAGCACGUUUCUUCUUUUUUUUGUUUUGAAAACCUGUGGCAUUAUACGACUUUCUAAACGUUUUGUAUUGAAUUCAGGAAUAUUCAUAAUGCACUGAUAUCUGAAUGUAAAAAAAAAAAAAAAAGGGGGGCAAUGCUUAUUCGACUUUUCUAAACAAUCUCUGAGAAACAAUGUGAAGAUCUUCCACUACCUGACUUUGAAUUUUCCUUUGUUUGUUUUUCUUCUUGACUGCACAGCAGCUUUGUGUCUGACAGUCUUUACAUAAGCUACAAUUCCAAUACAAGUAAUAACUGUCUCGAUGAUGAUUCGUUGUGCUUUCGUCUACUUCAUUUUUUCUGGAGCAAGCGUAUGACAUGUAACAAAGGUCGCUGGCUGGAACUGAACUGACCCCGUUGUUGUAAGGAUUCAUCUACUCAGUGAGCUCAGAUGUGACGUUCUGACAGAUCUUUGGACACACGCACGUGAUUGUCCAGAGUUUAAGUGUAAGUCUCUAAGUUUGACAUAAAUAAAAGUUUCGUCAUAGCAACAUGCCCUCCUGCUUCUGAAUCAAUCUGAAGACGACACAGUUGAUGAUGUUUCUCGCGCAGACCAGCAGAUGGCACCGACGUGCAACUUUUAGGAAGAGGCACAGUCCUGAACUCUGAGGGAGUUUCAGUUACAGGAGGAUGCUGGUUCUCAAGUUGAACAGAUCAUUUGUAGAUUUAAUUCUUACUGGAGCAAGAUAAUCAUAAAGUUUCACCUUCGACUUCAACACACGCAGUCUUAAAGUUUAGCUUCAGCCAAAGCAGAGCAAAUAAUCCAAAGCUGAUCACUUUGUAAGUAAAUUUAGAGAUGCAUUGUUCAGAAAUUUGAAUGUGUCAUCUAUGAUAUCUUUAUGUUUCUGCAAAACCUCUUUUAUAACAUUUAAUAUAUUGUUUUUUUUUUCCCUCAGCAGAAAUUAAAAAAGUGAAGCAGUGUUUCUAUUAGCUGAUAACAAAUCUUGAUUCAUGCAGAUCAAACAAAUCAUUCAGGGAUCUUUUGGAAUAAAGGAUUCACUGUGCGAAGGAUUUACACCGUGUCAUAAAGCUGUCCGCCUGAAAACAGAUAGAAGCUUUUAGCAAAUAUAUGUCGGUGCAUCUGUGCUGCUGCAAGUCGGGAGGCAACAUGAGAUACAGUUGUGGGAGUGAAUUCAUGCUCGUCAGCUCAGCGUACCGGUCAGUGGUAAGUUUCGUGGUGCUGUGGAGGCUUCGUUGUGAUAACUGGACGUGUUUUGAUGCACAAAACUCUCAGUAUUAACUGUCUGAAAGAAACCGGUGACACACACCGAAUAGAUUUACUCUCACAGCUGAGAUUGUGACAUGUUAGAGCAGGAAAAACUGUGUUUGCUGUGUUUAUGUUUGCAGGAAUCUUCUCAGUAGCUUGUUUAUUCAUGGU
Acanthopagrus latus (yellowfin seabream) is the source of this 4322-nucleotide messenger RNA. Its product is annotated as eosinophil peroxidase-like. The coding region runs from base 1 to 2607 and encodes 868 amino acids. Gene Ontology annotation, molecular function: peroxidase activity; heme binding; protein binding. Lineage: Eukaryota; Metazoa; Chordata; Actinopteri; Spariformes; Sparidae. The record is from RefSeq and is a predicted model, not a curated record. The transcript is spliced from 13 exons. Gene Ontology annotation, biological process: response to oxidative stress.